This is a messenger RNA of Helicoverpa armigera (cotton bollworm), 4304 nucleotides long. It is a transcript of the gene Smurf, whose product is annotated as E3 ubiquitin-protein ligase SMURF2. Gene Ontology annotation, cellular component: cytoplasm. The record is from RefSeq and is a predicted model, not a curated record. Bases 103 to 2547 code for a protein of 814 amino acids. The transcript is spliced from 12 exons. Gene Ontology annotation, molecular function: ubiquitin protein ligase activity; protein binding. Lineage: Eukaryota; Metazoa; Arthropoda; Insecta; Lepidoptera; Noctuidae. Gene Ontology annotation, biological process: negative regulation of BMP signaling pathway; protein polyubiquitination; proteasome-mediated ubiquitin-dependent protein catabolic process.
CAUUCAACGAAAUAAAAAUGGUGGUCGAAAGUUUAUGUGAAAAUCGUAUGAAAUCAUUUUGAAAUUUAUUUUAUCCAGAUGUUUAUUCCAUAGUUAUAAAAGAUGUCCACUCCCGUUUCAAACCGCAAAUACGGAGCACAAAAAAUACGCCUGACUAUUCUAUGUGCCAGGAAUUUGGUCAGGAGGGAUCUUUUCCGUUUGCCAGACCCCUUUGCAAAAAUCUCAGUUGAUGGCAGUGGACAGGUGUAUUCCACCAAUACUGUGAAAGCAACCCUCGACCCAAAAUGGAAUACACACUAUGAUCUAUACCUAACCAAAGGAGACGGCAUUACAAUAAGUGUAUGGAAUCAACGCAAAGUCCACAAAAGACAGGGUUCAGGAUUUCUGGGAUGUGUAAGAAUACAACCGUCUACAGUACACAAGUUGAAGGAUACAGGAUACCAAUGUCUGGAGUUAUGCGAAGAGGGUUCGGGCGAGACUUGCGGCGUUCGGGGCCAAGUGAUAGUGUCACUAGUGUCCCGAGACGCGGCGAGAGGUGAGCCGGCGACAGCGGCCGGGGAAGGGUCCCCGCUAGCGGUUGUGGGCCCCGCCGGCGAUGUUCGCACACCCAGGGACCCACGUGACCAGCCGCCGCCACAGAAUGGAACGAGGAAUCCACUGCCACAGCACUGGGAGGAGCGAUUUACGUCUAGUGGCAGACCGUACUACGUGAACCACGCGUCCCGGCGCACUCAAUGGGAACGGCCGACAUGCGAGGGUUCGGCGCCUGUCUCGCCGGCGGCUUCCUCCCCUCCCUCCUCCCCGACCCCGGCCGCCACCCCUUCCACGCCCGCGUCACCGGCUUCACCAUCCUCACCAGUGUCACCGGCUUCCGAUACAGAUGUCAAUCAUGCGACUUCCAUUUCUCUAAGGCCAGAACCACAGCCGCAGACAGCGGUAAGAUCCCGCAUCCCUACCGCGGCGUCUCCGCCCUCGAGCUCGGCCGCUAAUCCCACGACGCCUACCACGCCCUCGACGCCUAUAGCCGCCACUGACUUACCACCUGGUUACGAGAUGCGAACAACAGCCCAAGGCCAGGUAUACUUCUACAACUCUGGCACGGGCGCGUCGACGUGGCACGACCCGCGCGUGCCGCAGCACCUGCGCCACUGCGCCGCCGCCGCCGGCCCGCUGCCGCCCGGCUGGGAGAUGCGACAUGCGCCAUCUGGCAGACCAUACUUUGUGGACCACAAUAAUAGGACUACGCAGUUCACUGAUCCUAGGUUGGCGCUGUCGGCUAGACUUCCACAACCGGACCCCGUGACAGUGGCGCCUCCAACUCCUGCCGCAGCCACUCCAGCACAAUCAGCAACUGAACCUUUAGACCCCGACGCAUUGCCGAAAUACAAACGAGACUUAGCUGCUAAGGCCAGGGUGCUUAGAGCUGAGCUGCAAGCAUUGCAACCGCAGACUGGACAUUGUAGGAUAGAGGUAUCACGUAACGAAAUACUAGAAGAAUCGUACCGGCUCGUAAUGAAGUUACGAGGCAAGGAGCUGCGAAAACGUUUGCUGGUGAAGUUUCGCGGCGAAGAGGGACUCGACUACGGCGGCGUGGCGCGGGAGUGGCUACAUCUGUUAGGCAGAGAAUUGUUCAACCCGCACUAUGGGUUGUUCCAAUAUGCGAACGCGGGCGACGAUCGAUAUGCACUGCAGAUUAAUGCCGAUUCUGGGGUGAACCCAGAACAUCUGUCAUACUUCCACUUUGCCGGGCGGAUUCUCGGCGUGGCUCUGUUUCACGGGCACCAACUGGACGCGGCCUUCACUGCGCCAUUUUAUAAGCAAUUGCUCGGCAGACCGAUCACAUUGCGCGAUAUUCGUGACGUAGACCCGGAGUUACAUCGCUCACUGUCCUGGAUGUUGGAAAACAGUAUUGCCGGCGUGAUAGACACAACAUUUUCGGUAGAAUGCUCUUCAUUUGGGGCAGUCCGCAGCGUAGAGCUACGUCCAGGCGGCGCCAACGAAGCCGUGACGGACGCCAACAAGCGCGAGUACGUGCGGCUGUACGUGGCGCAUCGCUUCACACGCGGCGCCGAGCGGCAGUGGCUGGCGCUGCAGCGCGGGCUCGCCGACGUCAUCCCGCCGCAGCUGCUGCGUCCACUCUCGCCCCGCGACCUGCCGCCGCUGCUGGCCGGCCGCGCCGACCUCGACCCCGCCGACUGGCGCCGCCACACCCGCCUCAAGCACGUCACCCCAGACGCACCCAUCGUGGCCUGGUUCUGGGAAAUCGUAGAAGAAUUCGAUGCCGAGAUGAGAGCCAGGCUGCUACAGUUCGUCACCGGCUCCCGACGAGUGCCCUUGGCUGGCUUCAGAGCUUUACAGGGAUCGACCGGAGCGGCAGCUCCGCGACUGUUCACACUACACCUGGUAGCCGACGCGUCUCCCGACUCACUGCCAAAAGCGCACACUUGCUUCAAUCGUCUCGAUUUACCUCCCUACCCGAACAAAGAGAAACUUCACGAUAAACUCAAACAGGCAGUGCUCGAAACGGCUGGUUUUGCCGUCGAGUGAUACAGAUAUUAUAAAUACGUGGUCUUGCUUACUAUCGGAUAAAAAAGGAUAUUUAAGAAUUUAAUUCAAAAUGUGUUCAUAUAAAGCCUAUCAGAAUUUAUGUAUUUCGGGGAUUGUACGUGUAAAUAUGUUGGAGAUUAGGUUGGGUACUAAAGAAACUAGUCCGGAUUGUUUUGGGUAUAGAUAAAGACAGUGAUAAUGAGACUGAGGAAUUUCUAGAUGAGAUGUCAUGACAAAAACUGCCAUUGAAAGCUCCACUGAAGACAGUUAGUUUCACACGAAAUCUUUAUUGUUGAUUGAUACAUGUUAAACCAGGCCAUGUGCGCGACUCAUUUAUUUAAAUUACUAACAUAUUUUUAUUUAGUUAGGCCUUAUUCUUUGUCUUCUGCUGCUAAAAUAAAAAAUAAAAACUAUUAAUUAUUUACAAGGAUAAGUGGAUCUUCAGUAAGGUGUUGGUUGCACAUACGAGGAAUUUAUGCACAUUUAAUCGCUUUAUGGCUAGCUAUAAUAACGCUCAAAUUUACGUUGUUUAUUUACUUUUCUUUUUUAAUUUAGUAUUAACUCCGUCAGAUUGUAUGAUCUAUUUAUUUACACCAAUAUUUCCAGUGAAGCAAACAUUUAUUGGGCUUCCGUAUAUUUCAAUUUUAAAUAAUUUAAAUAAAGCAAUAGCAAUGUUACAACUAUAGUUUUCGUGUCUAAGUCGAAUUAUAAAUAUAACGGCAUAAUAACAUAAGUUCUAUUUUGCAUGUACAAAAUAGAUGGUAAUGAAUUAGGUAUUUGAAAUAUUUUUGUAGAAUAUAUUUGUAUAUAAUUUUAAUAAAUCAGUACAAAUGGAAAAGUAUGCUGACGUUAUGCAUGUACACAUACUUUAGCAUUGUAAUUCCUUUGAUUUUCGAAAUUACGUAAAGGCGAAUGCUCAUGCUUUGGUGCCUUAUUAUGUUAUUAGAAACAUAAGUAUCGUAUUUCGAUGUCAAAACGUGAUGGUUUUUAUUGUUUAUGACUGAAUAUUCCGCUGUAUUCGACUUCGAGCAUAUAACUUCCAAUUUGUAUGAAAUGUGUAUGAUAAUAAUCUUGUAUUUUAAGGAUAGAACUCGAAAAAUCUUCAUUUUAAUCAAGCUAUGUAUUAUUUAUGUAUUGGAUGUUUUUUACAAUUGUUUAUUAUUUUGAUCAAAUACGAUAUUCCAUGUGAGAGUCACGUCUAUUCUAUUGAUGUCUUUUGCUGAAAAUAGAUAACUCAAUUCCAUAAUAGUAUAGUAUGCAAUUAUAUGAAUUUAUAAGGCUCAAUGUAUACUAACGCAGAGUUGAAAUGUGUCACCUAUCUGUAUGAUAGCAUGUAUUUUAUCUCCACUAUGUAUGAUCAUUACUUGGGUGUACAAUGAGACAAUGCUUCGACUGUGUCAAUAUUUUCGUGUUACAUUUUAUUUCGACAUAGCGACUUACAAUGCAUUUACACACUGAAAAAAACAUGCGAUUAUGUAAAUGUGCCUUAAUAAUUUAAAGGCUUGUAUCAAAGAUAAUGUGAUUUUAUAUCUCUGAAAAGUCCUAUGUCGAAUAAAAGAAAUGCGUUGAGCCUCUGACGUGACUGUAGCUUAUUAGGCCUAGAUAUUAUUAUUAUAGUGUAUUAAGAGGAUCAGUGCCUUUACCUGUUAAAAUAAAUGACUCUAAUUAUAAAUCAGCGACUGUCUAGUGAUAUAAAACUAUUUAUUAGUGAUAAUGAAUAUUUAAAAUUAUAACUAUUACAUUAUUUUUGCAAAAUA